UCUCUGUUAACCUCGUUAAUGAACACAAAGUGAGAACAAAUCAAGAAAUCAAAAACAAGAAAAGAAAAGAAAAAAAGAGAAAAAGGAAAUGGUAACAGAGGGCGGGUGUUACCCACAGGCCCAAUUACCUACCGUUGUAAUAAAAUCAGAGUUGGCAAGGUUUUCGUGUAGAUAGGAGUGUGAAAAAGAAGCAUGGGUAGCAGCUCUCAGGCGAUCCGCUAUCCAGUUGCAACAAUCGGUUCCGGAAAUAUUGAUGCUCUUAAUAGAGUUCUUGCUGACCUAUGUACCAAAAGCAAUCCUAAGGAUGGGGAUGCAUUGACCUUGAGGCGGCUUGUAGAGAAAGAAGCUCGUGAUCUUAGUGGAGAAGCUUUUGCUCAUUUCAUGGAUCAUCUAUAUGAACGCAUUACUACAUUUCUUAAUAGUAAUGAAGUUUUUGAAAAUCUGGGAGCAUUGAGGGCUAUUGAUGAGCUAAUAGAUGUCACCAUCAGCGAAAAUACAUCAAAAGUGGCAAAAUUCUCCAAUUACAUGCGCGCUGCCUUUGAAAUAAAGCGUGAUCCUGAAAUCUUGGUCCUUGAUAGUAAAGUUCUUGGUCACCAAGCUAGAUUUGGUGGUGCAAUGACUGCAGAUGAAGUAGAACGUCAAGUGUGUAGCGUUUUGAUGCUUCAGAUACUUGAUUGUCUGACAUCAGGAUCUCAACUCUUUUGUAUUUUCAGGUUAAAGUUGCACUAGAAUGGCUUCGUGGUG
Messenger RNA from Capsicum annuum, 744 nucleotides. Its product is annotated as serine/threonine-protein kinase TOR-like. The transcript is spliced from 3 exons. Bases 193 to 729 code for a protein of 178 amino acids. Lineage: Eukaryota; Viridiplantae; Streptophyta; Magnoliopsida; Solanales; Solanaceae. The record is from RefSeq and is a predicted model, not a curated record.